Messenger RNA from Gloeophyllum trabeum ATCC 11539, 228 nucleotides. RefSeq lists its product as uncharacterized. The record is from RefSeq and is a predicted model, not a curated record. NCBI's taxonomy places the organism in Eukaryota, Fungi, Basidiomycota, Agaricomycetes, Gloeophyllales, Gloeophyllaceae. Bases 1 to 228 code for a protein of 75 amino acids. The transcript is spliced from 2 exons.
AUGCAUGUUACAGUCGCGGCGUCGCACGGCAAAUACAGACGUGGAUCUGUCGUGGACGUGUGCGAGGCCGUCGCGCGCACGGGGUGGCGCGGGGUGUGCUCGUACGAGGUGUUCUACGAGCCCGACAUGCGCAAACCCGACGCGGAGGUGCCGCGCCGGUGGGCGAACGCCGCGCAGGAGAGCCACAAGCGCACCUUGAGCGAGUUGGCGGCGAGGGGGCUGGUGUGA